AUGUCUUCAAUAGAAUCUGACCUUAAUAAUAGAAGAGACUCUUCAACAUCUAUACCAAAGUACUAUCCAACUACAAAUAGAUCCCAAUCUGAUCAUCAAAAUGGAAUGACCCCAUCUUCUUCACCCACCGACUCCCAUUGUGCCCAUCCCCAUCCCACCGAACAUACUCCGCUUCUUGACCCAGAUGACCCUGCAGUUUCACCUCUUAAUUUACAAUCUGUACGAAUUCUUCAUGCUAUUCUUUGGCUUCUUCUUGCUGCUUCAAUUCUUUGGUUCUUAACACUUCUUAUUUCCUUUUUCUUGGCCUUGGUACCUACCCGUGAUUCAGGGUUUGUGGAAUUCGGAUUAGCAGGUAUCACUUGUUUACAAUUAACUUUGGCUUUGCUCUUUUUUAAAACUCCAGCACCUGCAGAUAGAACAGCAAAUUCAAUAGCUGCCGUCGCAAUUGCAAUUGCCUUAAUCUUGGCUUUAGCAGUCCCUGGACUUCGUAGAAAUACUCAUUAUACAGGAACUCUUGCCCUUACUUGGUCUCUUGUCUGUGCCCUUGUUGCUGGUGUUCUUACCCCCUACAUGGUUCAAUGGGGCAAAACUCAUGAAGAAAUCCGGCUCACGGGUCGCCGUGAAACUCGCCGCACAGUUUCGGAAUGGUUCCGUGUUUGGUUCAGUGUUCUUCUUACUUCCCUUCUCAUCGUUAUACCUUUAAUUCUUUAUACUGCUACUCAAUUACUCGAUGCCCAUGAUGCACUUGUUUUGGCAAGAGACAAAUCCCUCGGCCAUUAUGUCUCCAUCUACCCUAAAACUACUUCCUCUUCCGCCCUCGGCUCAGGGUACCUUCACCCAGUUACUAAAGGUUCCGGGUUUCAUUAUCGAGUCUUUGUAUACUGUACUCCUCGCCAAACUGCUUCAGACCCAUCUACUGCUCCUCCCUCUGUUCGCCCAGGCCCUGAUGGCCGCCCAGCCCCUAUUGUUCUUGUUGAAGCCGCAUCUUCUGUAAGUGCACAGACCCAAGUCCAAGGCUGGCUAGAUGAACUUUAUACCCAAACUAAAAUUAGCCAAGUUUGUUAUUGGAACCGUCCAGGAAGAGGUUAUUCUGAUAACGCUCCAUCUCCUUUUGCUCCAGGUAUGGCUGCAGAUGCUCUUACUGCAGCUCUCGCCCAUGUUUUACGUCCUACUGAUGUUCAUAGCCCUGAUGUCCCACUUGGUAAAAACUUGACUUUUGCUGUCGUUGGUCAUGGUCUAGGUGGCUUAUAUGCACGUGCAUUUGCCGCUCGUAAUUUACAAAAUAUCCAUUCACUUACCCUUCUUGAUGCAUAUCCAGACACUUUACUCGCUCACCGGUUAGCUCUUCCUGGUGCAGGCCUACGCGCUUGGUUACAAGGAUUAUGGUCUACUCUUGGUUUACGCAAACAAGCAUCAUGGCUACUCCACGCUCGAGGUGCACGUGAUCGUGUCUUGGGUCGCGCAGCUCAUUUCACUCAACCUUCAGAGCUUAAAGCUUCAUUACAGGAACAACUGGCAGCAGUCGGACUGUCCCGUAGUGACUUGGAUGCCGCUUCACGCAUUCUUUCUGGUUCAAAUGUCCCGUUGGCUGUAUUGUCAUCUGCUCAGCACAUUCGUGAAGAUGACGAGUGGUCAAACUACCAGCGCAGCUUGACUAAAGUCACUGCAAACAAUGUUGCUUGGGAUAUUCUCGAGGCCCCCCAUGAGUUAUGGCUUACACCUGGAGCCAAGUCCAAAAUGCAGCGAGUUCUCAUUAAUCUUUUAGAAGACCGAUCUCAAACCCCUUAA
Molecule: messenger RNA, 1788 nt
Organism: Magnusiomyces paraingens
Lineage: Eukaryota; Fungi; Ascomycota; Dipodascomycetes; Dipodascales; Dipodascaceae
Exons: 1
Coding region: 1-1788 (595 amino acids)
Source: RefSeq, a predicted model, not a curated record